Molecule: messenger RNA, 746 nt
Organism: Dermacentor silvarum
Lineage: Eukaryota; Metazoa; Arthropoda; Arachnida; Ixodida; Ixodidae
Exons: 6
Coding region: 91-564 (157 amino acids)
Source: RefSeq, a predicted model, not a curated record
GAGCGACUAAGAAGGCUUCGAAAGUACGACGAAGGACGCGACUUUGAGCAGUUCACCGACUCUAACUUAGGCGAUUCCAGCCAGGGCAGCAUGGACGAACACACCGUGGUUCCGGACACACCGGUCGGCCACUACUCCAAGGCGCACCCGUACUAUAAGAAGCUUCGGCUGCCCAGCGGACGCCGGGUGGACAUAACGAGGAGGAACUACUUCCUCAGGAAGUGGCGAGACAAGAAGGUCAAGACCUCUUACCAGGUGUUUUUCGUGCUCGGUGCCCUCGUUAUCCUGGUCUGCCUGGUUAUAUACGCCUACAAGGAGAACAUGCCCUGGCUGUACAACAUACUCAGCGGAUUGCGUGACGUGGCUAAAGGCACGAAGCAGAGAAAGCGCGAGACCGCGCCCAUGCAACUGGACUUUCAAUGGAGAGCUGGGACGACGGUGGAAGAGUACGACGAGGACACUACGGAUGAUUUCGACACCGAGACGACCAGCGCGUCCGAAGAUGGAAUCGGGACGCGAGGCGUCGUGUUCGCCAAAGACGACAUGAGGAGAAGGCUAGUGUGACGCGCCCUCUCCGCGAAUGGACAUCUAGUCAAACUGAAAUUCGUCCAGCUUAAACAGGAUGCAGCAUACGCCCAGCGCAAUUUGGCCCAGCCGAUUUAUUUGUUAGUUGGCUUAUUAGAAACGGAGCUGCCGUUGAACAUAGUGUACUUGAAGCUGUAUACAUUAAAAACAUUUUUGGUUAU